AUGUCGGUCACGCUCCACACGAAUUUGGGCGACAUCAAGUGCGAAAUCUUCUGCGACGAGGUUCCUAAGACUGCUGAGAACUUCCUGGCACUAUGUGCGAAUGGCUAUUACGAUGGAACCAUAUUUCAUCAGAAUAUCAAAGGCUUCAUGAUUCAAGGUGGUGACCCAACUAACACUGGCAAGGGCGGGACAAGCAUAUGGGGUAAAAAGUUCAAUGACGAGAUAAGAGAGUCUCUUAAGCACAAUGCUAGAGUGAUUCAUGGUUUUGAAAUUCUCGACAUAAUGGAAAAGGCUCAAACAGGACCUGGGGAUCGGCCUCUGAUGGAGAUCAGGGUUAACCGUGUGACGAUACAUGCUAACCCACUUGCCGGUUAA
Striga hermonthica is the source of this 375-nucleotide messenger RNA. NCBI's taxonomy places the organism in Eukaryota, Viridiplantae, Streptophyta, Magnoliopsida, Lamiales, Orobanchaceae. The record is from the annotation of a GenBank genome assembly.